Molecule: messenger RNA, 3015 nt
Organism: Protopterus annectens (West African lungfish)
Lineage: Eukaryota; Metazoa; Chordata; Ceratodontiformes; Protopteridae
Product: gastrula zinc finger protein XlCGF57.1-like
Exons: 4
Coding region: 158-1984 (608 amino acids)
Biological process (GO): regulation of DNA-templated transcription
Source: RefSeq, a predicted model, not a curated record
UAUAAGUUCCAUAGAUUCUGGAAUCUGUUAAGUGAACUAUUUUAUAGAGGUAGAGUUCUUUUUUUAGCUGUAUGAAGAUCUAAUUCUGAGCAAGAAAUAACGUAACAACAUCUGCCUGUGGUUCCUGUCCAAUGGUGCUGGACCCUGAAAGAGUAAAAUGAAUCUGGAGAUACCAGAAAACUUCAAAGAUGUUGCUGUUGAUUUUUCAAGGGAAGAGUGGAAUACACUGACCAAAGAAGAGAAAGAUUUACACAGAGACGUAAUGGUGGAAAAUUAUAUGCACAUGAUUACAGUAGGGUACAACUUGCCUAAUCUGAACUUGUUUCUUCUACUUGAAAAACAUGAGAAGCUUGUACCAGCAGUUAAGGAAGAAAUCCUAUCCAGUCUUCAAAGGGACCUCUCUAAAGUUGCCUUCAGUAUAAGCAGGUCGGCAAGCAACAAUGAGGUUCAGUCUCAGAAGGAACACCGGAAUUCUGAAUGUGCCAAGAGUGUGAUAAAGAAAAUGCCUUUUGCAAGGAAUAUACGUAUUCCAUUGAGAAAAUGUCAAUAUAAAUCUGUUGAAAAUAGUAAUAGUAUUAACUUAGCAAAUGACCAAGAGCUGCAACUGCAGAGUUAUAAGAUGAAAAAAAUGUACAAACAUGGUGAAUAUAAAAAGAAUUUCAUCUCUACCAGUACCUUUGUAACACAUUUCCAAUCCUGCACAAAGAAAAGAAUUAAGAAUAGUAUCUUUUCCUGCUUAGUUAAAAAUUCCAAAACAUUUCAAGGAAGUAAAAGAAGAGAUAUGCACCAUGAGGGUAUGGUACUAGAUCAGAAAAUUUACACUGAAAAUAAACCCUAUAACUGGAGCAGGUGUGAAGUAAGCUUCAUACAGAACUGUGAACUGAUAGAAGGUAAAAACAUUCAUAGUAGGAAGACUGGACCUAUUCAUAUCUCAACAAUAAAAAAACUUAAGCAUUUAAAAAAAUUAAACAGGAAGAAGCUAAGGAAACAUGCAGCAUGCAGCAAUGGUAUUGUACUGAAGGAUAGCCUUACAUCCCCCAAGAAAGCCUGUACUGAAGUAAAACCAUAUAAAUGUGCAACAUGUGGCAAGAGUUUUACACAGACAUGCAAUCUCAAAUUCAAUGACAAAAUCCACUCACUUGAGAAUCCUUAUACUUGUGCUACCUGUAACAAGAAUUUGGGGAGCCCUAAAAUUCACGAAAAAAUCCCCACAAAGGUGAAAAUAUACAAAUGUGAAACAUGCAACAAGAGUUAUACACGGAAGAGUACGCUCACAACCCAUGAAAAAAUCCACACUGGAGAGAAACCAUAUAAGUGUGCAACAUGUGGUAAGAGUUUCACAAAGAAGAGCAAUCUAACAGUUCACGAGAGAAUACACACAGGUAAGAAACCUUAUACUUGUGCAACUUGUGGCAAGAGUUUUAUACAGAAGGUCAGCCUAAUAUCCCAUGGGAAACUCCACACAGGAGAGCAGCUGUUUAAAUGUCAAACCUGUGGCAAGAAUUUCACAAAGAAGAGCAAUCUUGCAGUUCAUGAGAGAAUACACAAAGGGGAGAAGCCUUAUGAAUGUACGACAUGUGGUAAGAGCUUUAUACGCAAGUACUGGCUUGCAUUCCACAUGGAAAGCCACAGUGAGGACAAACCAUAUAAAUGCAUAGCAUGUAGCAAGACUUUCAGUGUAAAGCAAAACCUUGUAAUUCAUGAGCGAACCCACACUCGAGGUAAACCGUAUACAUGUGAGACAUGUGGAAAGAGUUUUAGGUGGAAGAAAAGACUUGCAGUCCAUGAGAAAGGCCACAAUGAGAAUAAACCUUAUAUUUGUGCAACAUGUGGCAAGAGUUUUACACGGAAGUACAACUUAAGAGCCCAUGGGAAACUUCACACUGGAGAGCACCUGUAUAAAUGCACAGCAUGUGACAAGCAUUUCACAAAAAAGAGGAAUCUUGCAGUUCAUGAAAGAAUACACCUGAGAAAAGUCUUAUAAAUGCUCAGCAUGUGCAAAGAGUUUUACAUUAAAGCAAUACAUCACACCUCUUGAGAGUAAUCAUGGGGAGAAGAAUAAUGUGCACCCCAUGGCAAGAGUUUAAAUGGAAGUGACAGAGGCAGUAGGAAAGAGUUUUUUAAAACAACUAGUUUAAAAUCCUCUAUUGAUGAUAGAAAUCUGGCCACAGGGGUAGGCUGUGACCCUGCUGUGACAAAAGAAAGUAGUAGUCCACACAAAGUGAAAAACUCAUUAGCCAGGUGAGGCUUUCAGACAGGAGGACAACAGAAGAAAAAAAGAAAAACAUGUUUUACUUUUGUUGAGCAGUAAACCCAUAAUUUCUAAAAAGGGGAUGUGCUUCAAGAGCAUGAAAGGAAAGUAAUUUCUAAAAAGGGUCUGUGCUUCAAGAGCAUGAAAGGAAAGUAAAACACAGAAAAUUAAUUCUAGCUGAAAAAAAUGCCAGUGCAAAUUUAAGAUCUGAGACUGAAUACAUUCCAACAAAACAGCAUGGGGACAAAGAAACAUUGGUCAAGCUAGAGAAAUUUGCAGCUGAGCAAGUAUUAAGAUAGACGAAUUAAACACCAGAAGUACAUGAAACCCAAAAUGGGUGAAGUAUGGGUUCAGGAAAUGAAGAGGGAUUUGACAUGGUGUAAUAAUAACGGAUAUGCCAAAAGAAAAGAUGGCUGUGCAGAUAUGUAUACAUAUAUAUAGGCAACAACAACUAGUCAUGGCAAAUUUUUACAAAAAAAAAAAGAGAGAGAGAAUAACAGCAUGGAACUGGAAAAUACUGAGAAGCAAAUUGACACUGAAGUGGUAACCAGGCUAACGAGUAAAAGAUCUGAAGUGAAACUCAAUGCAAAUAAUGCACAGUAUGACAGUUCAUUAAAACAAAUACAUGCCUGGGAAGUUUCAGAGAAGCUUCGGAAGGAUAUCAGUAGUAAAGAUGGCUCAUUUAAGCAGCAACAUGCUCAAGAGGUGAUGUGUCUUUCGGCUUUUUCCCGGUUAGGGGUCGCCACAGCGGAACUCCGGUCCGC